Aspergillus alliaceus is the source of this 790-nucleotide messenger RNA. RefSeq names its product SIMPL domain-containing protein. Bases 52 to 732 code for a protein of 226 amino acids. Gene Ontology annotation, cellular component: external side of plasma membrane. Gene Ontology annotation, biological process: DNA damage response. Lineage: Eukaryota; Fungi; Ascomycota; Eurotiomycetes; Eurotiales; Aspergillaceae. The transcript has a single exon. The record is from RefSeq and is a predicted model, not a curated record.
CUACGUCUACAACCCUGUCAUUUUACUCACAAUCAUAUCAGAACGUUCACCAUGGGCCUUACAAUCCACACCGUCGGAACCUCCACCCUCCAGCGCGGGGCCGAGCGCGCCGUCAUCACCCUCGACGUCGCCAGCGAUGGAAACGACCAAUCCACCGUCUCCCAAGAUGUAACCCGCACCUCCAACCGCCUCCAGUCCCUUCUCAAAGCGAUCGCGCCUAAGCAAGAAUCCGGCGACCCCGCCGUCGACGCCCCCGUCACAUUCUGGAGCAUGAGCUCCAUCAGCACCGGCAGCUAUAUCCCCUGGGACCACGAGAAGCAAGAACACCGGGCGCGCGUCUACACGGCGCGGACGAACUUCGAGGUCAAAUUCCGCGAUUUCAGCAAACUAGGCGAGUUUGUGUCGGACGUUGCGAAGGAUCCGUUUGUAUCGGUGCGGGACAUCGAUUGGCAGUUGACGGACGAGACGAAGCAGGCGCUGGGUCAGGAGAGCAGGAAACUGGCCGUGUGGGAUGCCCUGGCCAAGGCGAAGGAUUAUGCUGGUGCCUUGAAUAUGAGUAAUUUGCGGCCCGUUGAGAUCGAUGAUGUGCAGGGGCACUCUGCGCCCGCGAUGUAUGCUUGCGCGAGGAGGGCCCCGGCCUUUGGGGGUUCGGCGGGGGAGCAGGCGUUGAAUUUUGUGCCCGAGGAUUGUGAGAUCCGCUGCUCGGUUAAGAUGCGGUUGGAGGUUGAGUAGGUUUGUGGACGGGCGGAGGCUGCGAAGUGAGGGCAUGCUUUAAAGGAUAGUUUGAUAC